This is a messenger RNA of Alosa sapidissima (American shad), 1762 nucleotides long. Its product is annotated as gap junction gamma-1 protein-like. Gene Ontology annotation, biological process: cell communication. The coding region runs from base 569 to 1762 and encodes 397 amino acids. Gene Ontology annotation, cellular component: connexin complex. The record is from RefSeq and is a predicted model, not a curated record. NCBI's taxonomy places the organism in Eukaryota, Metazoa, Chordata, Actinopteri, Clupeiformes, Clupeidae. The transcript has 3 exons.
UUCUCAAUGCAUGCACAAGCAUAAAGUAGCAUUUGCUAACAAACGUGUCUCCACAACAUUCCAUCUUCAGCGCUUGAAGUUUAAGAGGACUGGCUAGAAGAAUAAGGCUAUUUGGACAUUAUCUGAUUACAACAACACUGACUUCGUCUAUUUCCAUAAUCAAUAGAGCAGGGGAUCUCCUGUCCGAGUGCGACUUCACCGCAGACGCACUCCGACUCCAGGCGGAACUCCGCACACGUUCGGAAGCCCACAUUUGGCGCUUUGAUCUUGGCGAACGGAAUCCCGAGCGAGAGCAGCGGUUUUGGGAAAAGGGAAUCUGCUUGAGCCUACAGAAAAUGCAAGUAUUUUAACUGCGGACUUGGUAAAGAAUUAUAGCAACUUAAAGACCACUUUAUCGAAUCUGGCGGAGAAGCAGAGAGAAGAUAUUGCCUGGAGUUUGCCAGCAUCACCGGCGGAGAUGAAGACAGCCCAUGUUAGCCCCGCCCUGGGCUCGCCAUUGGACGGCAGAUGACUUAACUGGACAGACGGAGGCGUAGCAGGGCUGGGGGUGUAGCAGCAGGGGGCAGUCAUGAGCUGGAGCUUCCUCACGCGGCUGCUGGAGGAGAUCCAGCAGCACUCCACCUUCGUGGGGAAGAUCUGGCUGACGGUGCUCAUCGUGUUCCGGAUCGUUCUGACAGCGGUGGGCGGCGAGAGCAUCUACUACGACGAGCAGAGCAAGUUCGUGUGCAACACGCUGCAGCCGGGAUGUGAGAACGUUUGUUACGACGCCUUCGCUCCGCUCUCGCACGUGCGCUUCUGGGUCUUCCAGAUCAUCCUGGUGGCCACGCCCUCCCUCAUGUACCUGGGCUUUGCAGCCAAUAGGAUCUCUCGCCUGGAGGAUGGGCGUGGCUCGGGGCCGAGCAGGAAGCAGAGGCUCUUUGGGCGUCGGCCUGAGCGAGGCCAGGAGGAGGAGCCAGAGGAGGAUCAGGAGGAGGAGCCAAUGCUGCACGCGCCAGUGACGGCGGAGGAGGAGGAGGAGGGGCCUCAGGGCAGGGGGCGGGGCAAGCCACGGCAUGACGGGCGCCACCGUAUCCGUAGAGACGGGCUUCUGCGUGUGUACGUGGUGCAGCUGCUGACGCGCUCAGCGCUGGAGCUGGGCUUCCUGAUUGGUCAGUACGCGCUCUACGGGCUGCGCGUGCCUGCGCUCUACCAGUGCAACAGCGCCCCCUGCCCCCACGACGUGAACUGCUUCGUGUCGCGGCCCACGGAGAAGACCAUCUUCCUGCUCAUCAUGUACGGCGUGUCGCUGCUCUGCCUGGCGCUCGACCUGUGGGAGAUGCUGCACCUCGGCCUCGGCUCCAUCCUGGACAUCCUGCGCGUGCGUCGAGCGCCGGCCGCCGGAGCCCUGGGGCCCCUGAGAGGGGGCGCGCCGAUCAGCGAGGCCGGGGGGGGGCCGGGGGCCGGCUACGGCAGCUACCCCUUCUGGAGCGGCGCCGCUCUGGCGCCCCCUGGCUACAGUCUGCGGCCAGAGCAGCUGCCCAUCAGCGAGCUCAGCAGCCAGGCCAAGAUGGCGGCGCGGCAGAACAGAGCUAACAUGGCGCAGGAGGAGCAGGAAGCGGCGCAGGACGCAAGGGGCGGGGCCAGAAGAGACAGGAAGAGGGAGUGGGGGGGCGGGGGCAAGCACUCGGGGGGGCGGGGCAAGCACUCGGGGGGGCGGGGCGACCGAGGCAGCUGUAGCAGCAGCAGCCGAUCAGAUGAGGGGAAACCGUCAGUGUGGAUCUGA